UUUGAACAGUUGCCCUUUCCUCGCACACAAGGGAGAUCUCAUUUUGUCUGAAACUGGAUAAAGUUGAAACAAACCACACACCAACGAGAGGGUAUGAUGGCUAAGAAGCCCCCGAAACCAGCCCCUCGCAGGAUCUUCCAAGAAAGGUCAAAGAUUACUGCUCUACCCUUGUACUUUGAAGGUUUUUUAUCAGUUAAGCGGUCAGAAUACCAGGAGUAUAAGCAUUACUGGACAGAGUUGAGAGGAACUACACUUUUCUUUUACACUGACAAAAAAAGUACAACAUAUGUUGACAAGUUAGAUAUAAUAGACCUUACAUGCCUUACUGAUCAGAAUUCAACUGAAAAGAACUGUGUAAAAUUCACCCUUGUUUUGCCAAAAGAGGACGUACAAUUGAAGACAGAGAAUACAGAAAGUGGGGAAGAAUGGAGAGGCUUCAUUCUUACAGUAACAGAGCUGUCAGUUCCCCUACAUGUGUCACUCCUUCCUGGGCAAGUAAUUAGACUGCAUGAAGUUCUAGAGAAAGAAAAGAAAAGGAGGAUUGAGACAGAGCGGACACCAAGCUCAUCUCCAGAAAAAGGGAAGCAACCAGUUGAAGAUUAUGAGGAUGUACUGAACCCUAUGCCAGCAUGUUUUUACUCAGUGUCCCGGAAAGAAGCAACUGAAAUGCUCGAGAAGAAUCCUUCCAUGGGAAAUAUGAUCCUGAGGCCUGGCAGUGACAGCAGAAAUUACUCCAUCACCAUCCGGCAGGAGAUAGACCUGCCAAGAAUCAAGCACUACAAAGUGAUGAGUGCAGGGAAAAACUACACUAUUGAUUUGGAAAAGCCUGUAACACUCCCAAAUCUUUUCAGUGUCAUUGAUUAUUUUGUGAAGGAGACGCGAGGAAAUUUACGACCAUUUAUAUAUUCAACUGAUGAAACCCUUGAGACGAAAGGAUUUCCUGUGACAUCUUUAAAAUAAUUUUUUAAAAGUUGGGGGGAGGCUGGGGAAUCUAAACUUUUUUUUUCUCCAUGGAUGAUAUUGUGUCAGUUAUCUAAUGCUAUGUAACAAACCACCCCUAAAACAUGGUGGUUAUAUCAAUGACCACUUUAUUUACUCACAAUUCUGCACAUCAGCAACUUGGAUUCAAUUCCGUUGGGCAGUUCUUCUGCUAGCAUCUUGAUGUCAUCUGUAGGACUAUAACCAGCUGGUGGCUUGACUGGAGCUGGACGGUCUAAGUUGGCUUCAUUCACACAUCGGGUGCUGGUGGUCACCUGGGCCUGGCUGAACCAUUCUCUUCAUGUGGUCUCUUAUCGUGAAGGUUAGCCCACAUUCUCUCAUGUGAGAACUCAGAGCAUUUAAAGAGAGAAGGAUAGCUGCAUGUCCUUGGGCUAGGAAUUCUUAGUGAUGAGAAUUAAGUAUGGCUCUCUUGGAGCUUUCAUUAUAGGAGAAACUGUGAAUUGAAUAAAUAAUCCCAAGUGUGAUAUAUCUUAUAUACAGGGAUUAUUUUUCUUCCUUUAAAAAAUUUAAUUUGCAUGCAAUAAAAUUAAAUUUUUGGUGUA
Bubalus bubalis (water buffalo) is the source of this 1541-nucleotide messenger RNA. It is a transcript of the gene STAP1, whose product is annotated as signal transducing adaptor family member 1. Gene Ontology annotation, molecular function: signaling adaptor activity; protein kinase binding. The transcript is spliced from 9 exons. NCBI's taxonomy places the organism in Eukaryota, Metazoa, Chordata, Mammalia, Artiodactyla, Bovidae. The coding region runs from base 94 to 960 and encodes 288 amino acids. The record is from RefSeq and is a predicted model, not a curated record. Gene Ontology annotation, biological process: positive regulation of B cell receptor signaling pathway; cell surface receptor protein tyrosine kinase signaling pathway.